Messenger RNA from Miscanthus lutarioriparius, 1776 nucleotides. The record is from the annotation of a GenBank genome assembly. NCBI's taxonomy places the organism in Eukaryota, Viridiplantae, Streptophyta, Magnoliopsida, Poales, Poaceae.
AUGUGCGGCAUCCUCGCCGUCCUCGGCGUCGCCGACGUCUCCCUCGCCAAGCGCUCCCGCAUCAUUGAGCUCUCGCGCAGGUUACGGCACCGAGGGCCUGAUUGGAGCGGUUUGCACUGUCAUCAGGAUUGCUACCUUGCACACCAGCGGUUGGCUAUUAUUGAUCCUACAUCUGGAGACCAGCCGUUGUACAAUGAGGACAAAACAGUUGUUGUAACGGUGAACGGAGAGAUCUAUAACCAUGAAGAAUUGAAAGCUAAGUUGAAAACUCAUGAAUUCCAAACUGGCAGUGAUUGUGAAGUUAUAGCCCAUCUUUACGAAGAAUAUGGGGAAGAAUUUGUGGAUAUGUUGGAUGGAAUGUUCUCCUUUGUUCUUCUUGAUACACGUGAUAAAAGCUUCAUGGCAGCUCGUGAUGCUAUUGGCAUCUGCCCUUUAUACAUGGGAUGGGGUCUUGAUGGAUCAGUCUGGUUUGCUUCAGAGAUGAAGGCUUUGAGCGAUGAUUGUGAACGCUUCAUAACCUUCCCCCCUGGGCAUCUCUACUCCAGCAAAACAGGUGGUCUAAGGAGAUGGUACAACCCACCAUGGUUUUCAGAGACGAUCCCUUCAACCCCUUACAAUGCUCUCUUCCUCCGGGAGAUGUUUGAGAAGGCUGUUAUUAAGAGGCUGAUGACUGAUGUGCCAUUUGGUGUGCUUUUAUCUGGUGGACUUGAUUCUUCUUUGGUUGCAUCUGUUGCUUCACGGCACUUAAACGAAACAAAGGUUGCCAGGCAGUGGGGAAAUAAAUUGCAUACAUUCUGUAUAGGCUUGAAGGGUUCUCCUGAUCUUAAAGCUGCUAAGGAAGUUGCAGAUUACCUCGGCACUGUACAUCAUGAGUUCCACUUCACAGUGCAGGAGGGGAUUGAUGCCUUGGAGGAAGUCAUCUACCAUGUUGAGACAUAUGAUGUUACAACAAUCAGAGCAAGUACCCCAAUGUUUUUGAUGUCACGCAAAAUCAAAUCUUUGGGGGUGAAGAUGGUUAUUUCUGGAGAAGGUUCAGAUGAAAUUUUUGGUGGUUACCUUUAUUUUCACAAGGCACCAAACAAGAAAGAAUUCCAUGAGGAAACAUGUCGGAAGAUAAAAGCACUACAUCUGUAUGAUUGCUUGAGGGCUAACAAAUCAACUUCUGCCUGGGGUGUUGAGGCUCGUGUUCCAUUCCUUGACAAAAGUUUCAUCAAUGUAGCAAUGGACAUUGAUCCUGAAUGGAAGAUGAUAAACCGUGACCUCGGUCGAAUUGAGAAAUGGGUUAUCCGUAAUGCAUUUGAUGAUGAGGAGUGGCCCUAUUUACCUAAGCACAUUCUUUACAGGCAAAAGGAACAGUUCAGUGAUGGUGUCGGGUAUAGUUGGAUCGAUGGAUUGAAGGACCAUGCCAACCAACAUGUCACAGAUUCCAUGAUGUUGAAUGCUAGCUUUGUUUACCCAGAGAACACACCCACAACAAAAGAAGGGUACUACUACAGAAUGAUAUUCGAGAAAUUCUUCCCCAAGCCUGCAGCAAGGUCGACUGUUCCUGGAGGCCCUAGUGUGGCAUGCAGCACCGCCAAAGCUGUUGAAUGGGAUGCAUCCUGGUCCAAGAACCUUGAUCCAUCUGGGCGUGCUGCUCUGGGUGUUCACGAUGCUGCGUAUGAAGAUACUCCAGGGGAAGCUCCUGCCUCUGCUGAUCCGGUCUCAGACAAGGGCCUUCGUCCAGCUAUUGGUGAAAGCCUAGUGACACCCGUUGCUUCAGCCACAACUGUCUAA